AUACCAGCGAUAUCGUAUUUGAAAGUUCAUAACUGUGUUUGAAAGUGUUGGCGAUACUUGCUAGAUACUUAAAAACAGAAUUACCUACAACUUGGAAAUAAUUUCUGUGGUCAGUUUCUUAAGAACCUUCCAAAGCUCAAGUAAUAGAAGCCAUUGGUGAAUUUUCGUGAACAUCAGAACUAUGGCAAAGUACUGGGCGUUUUCCAGAAUCCUUGCAGGACUAGAAAUCCUUGUCGUUUUCGCAUCAUCAGCUCCUGCCGCUCCUUCCACCAGUCCAAGUGCCGAUGAACAAUUAGCUGUCAGAAUACAGGAAUUGGAGGCUCAAGUUAAAGAAUUGAGAGCAAUAUUGAAAACCAUUCUUCCUAAUAAUAUUGUAGUAAAUAUUCAAUCUCGUCAGUUUUCGGUCGCUGAAGAACAACUGCAGUUUAUUGAAGAUUACAAACACAUUGCCAGCCAAGUUUACAACGGAUCAAUUAAUAAUUUCGAUUUGCUGCUAAAUUUUGGAAACGACGUCAAGGAUCAUAAACACAGAUUCAACGUGUACAAUGCCUUGUAUAACGAGAUGAAAUCCAAUGGUCAUAAAGAUAUUUCGAAGCUUCUUCAGUUAAGCGAAUCAUUACAGAAAGGAAUUUCAAGUCCAUGGAAUAACGAUAACAUCGUUGAAACUCAAUCACUCAUCAGUACCAUAUGGGAUGAAAACCAAGAUGCGGCCAUCGAACCCAUUUCUAACGCCUUCCUAAACGACAGCUCUUGGGAAAUGGUUAAACAGCUCACUAAUGUUAUCAACGGUAGUUCUGUGAAAUAUGUUGACAAAGUUUACACCAAAGUUAUCGAAAAAAUCUUUGGCAAGAUGGACACGGUUGAAAUAUUGAGAAAAGCCAAGGCAAAUUUGAAAUGCUUGGACGAAUGCGUAUCGAUUCAUCGAGCAGUUUUUAAUCAAUUACAAAGUAAUGGAGAUUUAUUUGGAAAUUCCACCAUAUCUUUAACUCGUUACAUAAAAGCAACCAUGGAUGAUGCGGACUACAAAAAUACUCACCCGGAUAUGCAAACUCGACACAAAGAAAUCAAAGACAAGCUACCCAAGUCUGUGAGAAAUGCGGUAUUUUCGUCAUCGGUAUGCGUUAAAAAUACCAAGUAUAAUGAGUUCUUUUAUCCGUCUGGUUUAUCGAAUGACACAAACUCUAAUGAUUUACAUAUUGUUUCCACUUUGAUAAAUGGUGAUGGAGGUAGCGCGGCCAUUUUUAAAUGGAAAGUGUCCUUUUUGGAUAACAGUACGAAUUUCAAUUUGACUAACGAAGCUCUGAAUGAAUACUUUUAUACUCACCAUACUCACCGAACACAGUUGAACAUUACUCGUAUAGACGAAAAGUUUUUACCAAGAAAUUAUCGUCUGAUACAGUCACCGGUGUAAAUGGUUCCUGGAGAUUUGAAGUGAAUGGAGAUGGAGUCUUUAUCAUAAAUGUUGGUAGAAAUGAGUACUUGUUUGCUGACGAGAAUAAAAAAGCCAUGUCUAAACGUGAGGUAUUUACGUCGAAAAAGGUCACUUCUGGAGCAGUUCCAGCUGCUAGUAGAUGGGAUAUCAUUGAUUGCACUGAUUCUGAACAAACUCCUUUCAAAGCUUAAUUUAGCUCAUUGAGUUACUUUGUAUGUACCUAUUUCUUUAUGAUUAGGAAUCUAUAUUCUAUACCCAUACCUAUUUAUAUUAUUGAUGGAUUGAAUGUAGAAAUUUUUUUUCUUUGGGGGGGGGGGAUUAAUUACCUACUUGUACCUAUUAUUUUACCUAUUUAUUUGAAACCUUGGAGUAUAAUGUAAUAAAAUUUCUGUUCCUAUGAUUUAAAAA
Molecule: messenger RNA, 1840 nt
Organism: Planococcus citri (citrus mealybug)
Lineage: Eukaryota; Metazoa; Arthropoda; Insecta; Hemiptera; Pseudococcidae
Exons: 2
Coding region: 182-1411 (409 amino acids)
Source: RefSeq, a predicted model, not a curated record